AUGGAAUUCAGUGAAUUACUAUCAGAUUUGACACAAGACCAGGAGAACCAGGAUUUAUUUUCAAGCGCGGGAGAAAGAGCAGGAGAACAAUGGCGAGUCGUCGGCGGCAAGAGGGAUCCGAAGCGUAAACGUGCAGAUACAGGUAGUGUCGAACUGGACUCUUUCCAAACCAUGAGCACGGACAGUAAGUUAAAUGUUCUAUUUACAAAAAUCGACACAGUGGAAAAAGCUCAAAGCUCUGUGAUACAGGUAGAGACCAGCCUUGAGCAGGUGAAACACAAAAUUGAGGAGCAUGACGAUAAAAUAACAACUUUAACAUAUAAGCUCAUAGAUCUACAAGCAAGGGAGAAACGUUGUAAUGUGAUUAUUUAUGGGCUAGACGAUGAUCAGAGGAAAGAAAUUUACGAUCUAGUCAGUGAUUUUCUCUAUGACAUGAACUUAGACCCUGACGAGUUUUAUAUAGAACAUGCAGAAAGGUUGGGUUCCUCACAGCGCCCCGCAAAACCCAUACCCCGACGUUCUACGCCAUAUGUAACUAGUGAAACCGCGCCGACACGAGAUCCGUCGGCGUUUCAAGCGGUGAGUGGCGUUUUGGGUUCGACAUCCAGUGGUAAAGUUGUGUCAGGUGAGGACGUGCCCCUUAGCACGACGGGAUCUGCCGAGCCAGCGCUUACACAGCAACAGACCAGUAGCAGGCCUUUUCCGGAACAUGUGCCACUUACGCAGACGGCUGGUGACAUCAGUAAUCUGACAUAUUCGCAGACAUUAUCGCAGUCAUUGAUUUCAGGUACUCCGAUUAACAGUGCUAUUGUUGAUAAACAAAGUGCACGUGGUCGACCCCGAUCACGUGGCCAGUCAUCAACUAAUCGGAGCAGACCGAGAUCAGCCAGCGCUAAGCCAGCGAUUACCACGUCACGAAAGAAGACACAGCUGACCAAUCAGAGCGUGGUUUCAAAUAGUGAACCGCCUACUGGGCAGAUAAGUCUGGUGUCAAGACUGGUGUCUGUUGAUGAAGAAGUUCCUACCUCCUCUAGUUCUGAGGAAGAACAGCCUACUGCUGCUGAGGCUCAGGAUCAGGAUCAGGAUCAAGAACAAGAACAAGAAAGUUUACACAUUCCUGCUGCAGCACAAACAUCUACAGAUUUGACACAAGACCAGGAGAACCAGGAUUUAUUUUCAAGCGCGGGAGAAAGAGCAGGAGAACAAUGGCGAGUCGUCGGCGGCAAGAGGGAUCCGAAGCGUAAACGUGCAGAUACAGGUAGUGUCGAACUGGACUCUUUCCAAACCAUGAGCACGGACACAAAACCCAUACCCCGACGUUCUACGCCAUAUGUAACUAGUGAAACCGCGCCGACACGAGAUCCGUCGGCGUUUCAAGCGGUGAGUGGCGUUUUGGGUUCGACAUCCAGUGGUAAAGUUGUGUCAGGUGAGGACGUGCCCCUUAGCACGACGGGAUCUGCCGAGCCAGCGCUUACACAGCAACAGACCAGUAGCAGGCCUUUUCCGGAACAUGUGCCACUUACGCAGACGGCUGGUGACAUCAGUAAUCUGACAUAUUCGCAGACAUUAUCGCAGUCAUUGAUUUCAGGUACUCCGAUUAACAGUGCUAUUGUUGAUAAACAAAGUGCACGUGGUCGACCCCGAUCACGUGGCCAGUCAUCAACUAAUCGGAGCAGACCGAGAUCAGCCAGCGCUAAGCCAGCGAUUACCACGUCACGAAAGAAGACACAGCUGACCAAUCAGAGCGUGGUUUCAAAUAGUGAACCGCCUACUGGGCAGAUAAGUCUGGUGUCAAGACUGGUGUCUGUUGAUGAAGAAGUUCCUACCUCCUCUAGUUCUGAGGAAGAACAGCCUACUGCUGCUGAGGCUCAGGAUCAGGAUCAGGAUCAAGAACAAGAACAAGAAAGUUUACACAUUCCUGCUGCAGCACAAACAUCUACAGGUAAUAAAAGUACUCGCAAGAAGAAAGGGACAUCUAGGCAGGUGUACAGAAUUGAUGACCAUCUAUUUGAAGAGAACAUUUAA
This is a messenger RNA of Mya arenaria, 2025 nucleotides long. RefSeq lists its product as uncharacterized. NCBI's taxonomy places the organism in Eukaryota, Metazoa, Mollusca, Bivalvia, Myida, Myidae. The record is from RefSeq and is a predicted model, not a curated record. The coding region runs from base 1 to 2025 and encodes 674 amino acids. The transcript has 6 exons.